Molecule: messenger RNA, 798 nt
Organism: Microthlaspi erraticum
Lineage: Eukaryota; Viridiplantae; Streptophyta; Magnoliopsida; Brassicales; Brassicaceae
Source: the annotation of a GenBank genome assembly
AUGGCAGGGUGGAAAGUCAGAGUAUUGAGCACAGCAGGACGGCUCACGCUUGCGAAAUCAGUACUUGCAUCGAUCCCUGUACAUUCGAUGGGCACAAUCCUCUUGCCAAAGGCUACAAUGGCUAAACUGGACCAGCUCUCGAGAUCCUUCUUGUGGGGAAGCAAUGGAGGGACCAAAAAACAGCACCUAGUGGCCUGGGAACGAGUGUGUCUCCCCAAGUGGGAGGGAGGUUUGGGCUUGCGUCCCGCAGGAAGUAUGAACAUAGCUAUGAUAGCCAAAGUCGGAUGGAGGCUGUUACAAGACCACACUAGCCUUUGGGCACGUGUACUACGGAGCAAGUACAAGUUAGGUGAAGCUUUAACCGGCAAUUGGAUAGUAAAGAAGAACCAUUGGUCAUCGACAUGGAAGAGUAUAAUGGUGGGUAUCAGGGAAGUGAUUUUCCAAGGUCAAGGCUGGGUUGUAGGAGAUGGGAAGUCCAUUAAGUUCUGGACAGAUAGAUGGGUGUCGGAUCAACCGUUGGUCGAUACCACAAGAGCAGAACUGCCGGAAAAUUAUGAAACCCUAACGGUCAGGGACUUAUGGCAAGAGGGUACAGGGUGGAUCUGGGACAAGAUCCUCCCCUUCGUGUCAGACAAUACGAGACUUGAAUUUCUGUCUUUAGUGGUGGAUACAGUUACAGGCGCAACAGACCGAAUAUCUUGGUUACUUAGCCCGAGUGGAGAAUUCUUGGUGCGAUCAGCUUACAUCCUUCUGACAAGGAUGGAGAAUUCUUGGUGCGAUCAGCUUACAUCCUUCUGA